This is a messenger RNA of Glycine soja, 1607 nucleotides long. Its product is annotated as wall-associated receptor kinase 5-like. Gene Ontology annotation, cellular component: plasma membrane. Lineage: Eukaryota; Viridiplantae; Streptophyta; Magnoliopsida; Fabales; Fabaceae. The record is from RefSeq and is a predicted model, not a curated record. Gene Ontology annotation, biological process: protein phosphorylation; cell surface receptor signaling pathway. Bases 310 to 1452 code for a protein of 380 amino acids. Gene Ontology annotation, molecular function: protein serine/threonine kinase activity; ATP binding. The transcript has a single exon.
ACGAAUGCAAGACAGGACAACAUUCAUGCAUAAGUCCUAAGAAAUGUCGAAACACCAUUGGAAAUUACACAUGUUUCUGUCAUAAGUGGCAAUCCGGAAACGGAAGAAAGGAAGGAGGCUGCAACAUACAUACCAUGGUUAUCGUUGGUAAAAAAACUAAACGGCUCCAAUUUACUUUACUUUAGUUCUUGCAGUUGAACUCUUUUCCUGCACGUAUCUCUGCUCGAAAAACAAUUAAAAAAUUGCAUUCAACAUAUUUUGAAUACAGGAGCCGCAGCUGGAUUUGUUAUUCUAUUCGUGGGGACUGCUAUGCCGUACUUAAUAUACCAAAAAAGGAAGCUCGUCAAACUAAAAGAGAAAUUCUUUCAGCAAAAUGGUGGUUUGAUUUUGUUACAGAAACUCUCUACAUCGGAAAAGUCCUCCCGUUUUAUGCAAAUUUUCACAGAAGAAGAACUAAAGAAGGCCACCCGCGAUUUUGAUGAGAGUUCAAUCGUUGGCAAAGGAGGUUUUGGUACAGUUUUCAAAGGAUUUCUAGAAGAUAACAGAACUGUAGCUAUCAAGAAAUCCAAAAUAGUUGAUGACAACCAAAAGGAACAAUUCAUUAAUGAGGUGAUUGUUCUAUCCCAAAUCAACCAUAGGAAUGUGGUCAGACUCUUGGGAUGUUGUUUAGAGACAAAAGUUCCUUUAUUGGUAUAUGAAUUUGUUAACAAUGGCACCCUUUUUGAUUUGAUACACACUGAAAGAACCGUGAAUGGUGCAACUUGGAAAACACGUGUAAGGAUAGCAGCAGAGGCCGCUGGAGCUCUAUCAUAUCUGCACUCAGAAGCCUCAAUUCCCAUUAUCCACAGAGAUGUGAAGACUGCUAACAUCCUCUUGGAUAACACUUACACUGCCAAAGUGUCGGAUUUUGGAGCUUCAAUAUUGAUUCCACUUGAUCAAACUGCAUUAUCCACAUUUGUGCAAGGAACUUUUGGCUAUUUAGACCCAGAGUACGUGCAAACAGGCCAACUAACGGAGAAAAGUGAUGUGUACAGCUUUGGGGCAGUGCUUAUAGAGCUGUUAACAGGGGAGAAACCUUAUUCCUUUGGCAAGCCUGGAGAGAAAAAAAAUCUAGCCAACCACUUUCUAUCUAGCUUGAAAGAGGAUCGCCUAGUUGAUGUUCUACAAGUUGGAAUUUUGAAUGAAGAAAAUGAAAAGGAGAUUAAGAAGGUAGCUUUUCUUGCUGCAAAGUGCUUGAGACUUAAAGGGGAAGAAAGGCCUAGCAUGAAGGAAGUUGCAAUAGAGUUGCAGAAGCAUCACUUGAUUAAUACAGACCCAAAUCAAAAGGAGAAUGAAUACCAGCUGGUUCAUGAGGCACCAUCUAACAUUUAUGAGUCCGGUGAUAGCAACAGCCAUCAAGGGCUUGGCAGCAUUGGGGAUCAAGUACUAGCUGCUAUGAAUGAUGGAAGAUGAUUAUGGCUUGGCGGCAUACACUCCAUUUUUUAUCAAAGUUAUUUUACAACCUUUUUGUAAUCUUUAUGAAAAAUCCACUUAGUUGUUUUCAUGAGUGUGUAUUUGUGUGUAUUUAUAAAAAUAAGCACAUAUUUUCAUUAAAAAAUUGUAUGUUU